Peniophora sp. CBMAI 1063 is the source of this 1023-nucleotide messenger RNA. The record is from the annotation of a GenBank genome assembly. NCBI's taxonomy places the organism in Eukaryota, Fungi, Basidiomycota, Agaricomycetes, Russulales, Peniophoraceae.
AUGGUGUCUCCCGGCGCGCAAUUUACUAUUGGCUGGUACCCGAUGUCGGAGUCUUCGAGCGUGAUUACCAACCCCGACCUGUGGUUCGAAGACGGAGAUGUCGUGCUCGUUGCGGGCGAUACGCACUACAAGCUCUAUGCCAACCUCCUCGCACGCCACUCUACGCGCUUUCGCACGAUGUUCAUGGAAACCAAACUCGAAGCAGGCGAUUCUUAUGAGAACUUCGAUGGGUGCCCCAUGUACACUCUCCCGCAUGAGCCGGAAGAAGUGACGCUCAUGUUACGCAGGAUGAUGGGGUUCGAUCGAGGCGACUCACUUCUAGACGAUAUACGUACCCUCGAGACUCUACUCGAGAUGGGAACACACUACGAAGUCACAACUCUACGCGAGGAAGCCCUGAUGUGGAUCCAGAAACUAUACCCGCCCUCCUUAUUUGCCUUCGAUCAAUCUAUACAUGCGCGACCGGCACUUAUGUCACUCUUUGCGCCCAACGUGGAGAGUCCGCUGGACGUGGACUACCAUCUGGCGCGUCUGGCGUUCCGAUAUCGCCUACGCGAAGUGCUGCCGCUCGCGCUAUACAACCUUGCGGCCGCAGAGCCUAUCUCAUUUCUGGAGACGUCAGAUAGGUGCCAAACGGGAGCCAAGAGCGGUGUAUAUGAUAUGCAGAUCGUGCAAGCUUGCUAUGCUGCACGGCCGUGCUUGGUCUACCGAAGACAUACGGACACGUUCUCGUUCCUCAAUGGUGACCCCGGGCCGACCUCGUCUUGCCCGCAGCCGGGAAGAUGUAUCGAAGCGGUACAUGCAAUGCGGGAAGCUAUUCUGAGGUCGGAGGAAGACUUUCAGCACCGAAUAUGCGCCGAUGCGCUCGAGGACCUCACACCAUUGAUUGAGGAGUACCUGAGGCCGACAGGAUGUGGGGCAUGUCUAGAAGCGGUGAAAGGAGAGCAUACACGAGCACGAGAAGGGAUAUUUGCGGAGCUUGGGACGUCAUCUUUCUUCGAUGUAGAUUAUUAUUUCCAAUAG